AUGGGUUGGCCUUACAAAUUUCUGGAUCUCUCCCGCGAGGAGGUCCAGAUCCGGAGAGAAACCUUGGAUCGAUACGGCAGCUAUGCACAGUUCUCCGCCUUGACGCCGAUAAUUCUGGCAUUGCUCAUUCGUUUCUUCGGAUAUCUCAGGCAGCGUUGGCAAGCAAGCGCCGCCUAUGACGCUGUUCCGGAUUCACCAGACCUGAAGGCUAGGAGGCAAAGCUGGGUUGGCAACUUCGAUACGAAUGUAAGGAAAGUGAAGUGGUGGCUGGGUGACGAUGUCUACUUCAUGGGACAGCAUUGGGGUCAGAAGGACCAAUGGGUCUUUGGCGUGGCUUGGUUUGCAUGGAUGCUUGUCCUCUCCAUUUUGGAAACAGGCGAAGACUACCUCCACCUCACGAAACGCUUCGGCAUCAUCGCCGCGUCGCAGGUUCCUUUCCAAUAUCUGCUGGCCUUGAAGAGCUUCAGCCCCAUCGCCAAAGUCUUCCGCACCUCCCACGAGGAACUCAACAAAUGGCAUCGCGUCCUAUCCCGUGUGACGUUGUCGCUGCUCGUCCUCCACGCCAUCUUCUACAUGAACUUCUUCGUCGAAAAGGGCAUCGUCCUGAAGCGCCUCUUCGCCCCCGUCGUCUUCCUUGGUGUCGUCGCCUUCGCAACCAUGAACAUGAUGACUUCAACAGCAGCUGCCGCCGUUCGGAAGUACUCGUACCGCGUAUUCUUCAUCACCCACCUCAUCGGCGCCUUUGCCAUCCCGCCGCUGGUCUUCUUCCAUGCCAGGUCAUCUCGGCUAUUCAUGGCCAAGGCCAUCAUCGUCUUCCUCAUCGAUCUCGUCGUACGCCGUCUUCGCACCGUCAUGGCCUUUUCGAAGAUGGAGACCAUUCCCGGGACGAAUCUCGUCAAGAUUCGCGCCUCGAUUCCUCAGUUCAAGGUCAAUGCUUUCCGAAGCCGGCCCGGAUCUCACAUCUACCUCAGCAUCCCCGCGGCCGCACGACCCGGCGGCGGCAAGUCUUCAGAUGCAUUGCUCUACGAAUUCCUCUUCAACCCCUUUACCGUGGCUUCCGUAGAUGAAGAGACGGGCGAUCUCACCCUUGUCGCUCGACAGCUCGACGGCCCGUUGACGCGGCACCUUGGUCAUUUCGCUAACGCGGGCGGAAGCUUGGACGACGGGAAGAUCCCGCUCUGCAUCGAGGGCCCGUACGGCGCUGCAUCCAUCCACUUCGACAAACUCAUCAGCACGACCGUCGACCGCGUCCUGUUGGUGGCUGGCGGCGUCGGAGCAACCUUCACCGUACCCAUCUACCAGGCCAUCAUCCAGGACAACCCGAGCGCCAAGGUCGAGAUGGUCUGGUCCGUCCGCGGAGCCGGCGACGCGACAUGGGCCAUGGCGACGGACAAAUCCCCCAAGAGCCUCCUCGAAGACGGCAACGUCCAUAUCUUCCUGACCGGCGACUCCCUCACCUCCGCCAACACGGGGCCCAUGGCCGGCAUGCCCGCCGAGACCUCCUCGGAAGGCGAGAUGGAGAUGAACCCCAUGUACCGCGACCGCAGGCGGAACCUCUUCACCAGCGACCACAACCGCAAGCGGCCCAACCUGCGGACCAUCGUCGACGACGUCUUCAGGCAGGGCGCCGAGGAGAGGGUGGCCGUGCUCGUUUGCGGGCCCGCGGAGAUGGGCAGGGAGAUGCGGGAGUACGUCGGGGCGUGGGUCAAGAGGGGCCGGGAGGUGGUGUGGCACAACGAGGCAUUUGGGUGGUGA
This is a messenger RNA of Colletotrichum karsti, 1755 nucleotides long. Its product is annotated as ferric reductase like transmembrane component. The transcript has 2 exons. The coding region runs from base 1 to 1755 and encodes 584 amino acids. Gene Ontology annotation, cellular component: plasma membrane. Gene Ontology annotation, biological process: copper ion import; iron ion transport; intracellular iron ion homeostasis. Gene Ontology annotation, molecular function: ferric-chelate reductase activity. The record is from RefSeq and is a predicted model, not a curated record. Lineage: Eukaryota; Fungi; Ascomycota; Sordariomycetes; Glomerellales; Glomerellaceae.